AUGACUACUCGAAUGCCACUCAAAAUGCUGAGCGAAAAAGUAGCACUUAUCUUGGUGGAUAUUCAAAAUGAUUUUUUAGAAGGCGGCUCACUUCAAGUACCAGAAUCCUUGACUAUUUUAAAACCAGUCAAUGAGCUUAUUGAGUAUACCAAGUCAAAACAUGGGCUCAUCAUUGCUACUCAAGAUUGGCACCCAAAAGAUCAUAUCAGCUUUGCUUCUAAUCAUCCAAAAAAGAAUGUAUUUGAUACAGUACAAAUUGAGGUUGAAGGUGCAACACUCGAUCAAGUCUUGUGGCCAGAUCACUGUGUGCAAAAUAGCUCUGGUGCUGAGUUGAGUAAAACGCUGAAUGCUCAUCACAUUGAUUAUAUUGUAAAAAAAGGCAUGAAUCGACAGGUCGAUUCAUACAGUGCGUUUGCCGAUAACAAUUACUGUGAAGUAACGGAAUUAGCAAAAAUACUAUAUCAACAUUUUAUUGAGCAAGUGAUUAUCGUUGGACUUGCUGCUGAUUACUGUGUUAAAUUUACAUGCUUGGAUGCUAUCAAAUUUGGCUUUAAAACAAUACUAGUCAAGGAUGGCACAAAGGCUGUAGAUUCAAAUAACAUCGAAUCCACCUUUCAAUAUUUACAAUCAAAGGGCGUUGUUCUAGUACAAAGCGUAUCUGACUUAUAAAUAAUUAAAUUUUUUCUUUUUUUCUUUUCUUUUUUUUUUU
Messenger RNA from Rhizopus microsporus ATCC 52813, 709 nucleotides. RefSeq names its product isochorismatase hydrolase. Lineage: Eukaryota; Fungi; Mucoromycota; Mucoromycetes; Mucorales; Rhizopodaceae. The transcript is spliced from 4 exons. The record is from RefSeq and is a predicted model, not a curated record. The coding region runs from base 1 to 669 and encodes 222 amino acids.